Molecule: messenger RNA, 2158 nt
Organism: Daucus carota subsp. sativus
Lineage: Eukaryota; Viridiplantae; Streptophyta; Magnoliopsida; Apiales; Apiaceae
Product: receptor-like protein EIX2
Exons: 2
Coding region: 239-1819 (526 amino acids)
Molecular function (GO): protein binding
Source: RefSeq, a predicted model, not a curated record
CGAUAAUAAAUUUUCUGGGAGUCUUCCUGAUUUUACAGGAUGUUCAUCAUUGAAGAACUUACUACUUGGUGGUAAUCGAUUAACUACCUGGGAAACUCAAUCAAUCGGAGAACUCACUGGUCUUCAUCAACUGAAUGUUUCAAGGAAUUUGAUAAACAGUACAAUCUCUGAGUAUAAUCUGUGUAAGUUAUACAGUAUAAGGUUGUUGGAUGCAUCAUUUAACUCACUCACAUUUAAUAUGAGUUCCGAAUGGUUUCCUCCUUUCAACCUUCCAGAACUCUUUUUGGCAUCUUGCAACUUGGGGCCAUUAUUUCCUACAUGGAUCCAAAAUCAGACAGACAUUAUUGGCCUUGAUUUCUCGAACACCCAAAUUUCAGAUACCAUCCCAAUGUGGUUCUGGGACAUCACCACCACAAUGCAGAGGUUAGAUCUCUCUUCCAACAAAAUCAAGGGCAUAUUUGCUUCCAUACCAUUAUACAUUGAAGAGAUAGAUCUGAGUGCUAACAACUUUGAAGGACCAGUACCCCUCAUCCCUCCACAAUGUUCAAAGAUUGAUCUUUCUCAUAAUAAGUUUUCAGGAAAUAUCCUGCCUUUGUCUAAAGUUGAAGCCACAACUUUGAGCUUUCUUGAUCUUUCACAUAACUUAUUGUCCGGUGAAGUUCCUGAUAGCUGGAUAUAUUUUCAAGAUCUCGUGUUUCUUGACUUGGGAAACAAUAAUUUUUCUGGUAAAAUUCCGAUGUCUAUUGGAUAUCUAGCAUCACUCAGGACACUGAUUUUUAGAAACAACAGUUUGAAUGGAGGAUUGCCCGAGUUCUUAAGAAACAGCAGCAGCCUUGGUUUUGUGGACUUCGGUCUUAAUAACCUUUCCGGAGUUGUGCCAGAAUGGAUUGGACAAGACCUAACACAGUUGUAUGCUUUAAUAUUAAAAUCCAAUGAUUUUUAUGGAAGCGUGCCUCAUGAUCUGUGUCAUCUCUCAGAUAUUCGUUUCUUAGACCUGUCCAAGAACAGAAUUUCGGGAAGUAUACCUCCAUGUUUUAGUAAUCUAACUGCUAUGGUUGAAAAUGAAAUUGGAAUCACAGAUCAUUACUACACUGCUACAUAUGGAGUCAACUUCAGACAAGCAAUCUUUAGUUAUUUCGAUGAUGCAUUUGCUGGAUGGAAAGGGAAGGAACGAGAAUGUGGAAGCAGUUUUGCUUAUCUAAAGAUGAUAGAUCUUUCUAGCAAUGAACUCACAGGAGAAAUUCCCAUUGGGAUAACAAAGCUUCUUGAUCUCAAUGGAUUGAACCUGUCAAGAAAUAAGUUUGAUGGGGAAAUUCCAGGACAGAUUGGUAGAUUGAAAAAAUUAGAAAGUCUUGAUUUGUCCAGCAACUAUUUUUCAGGUGAAAUUCCUCAAAGUAUGUCUGGCUUAACUUUUCUUUCGUAUUUAGAUCUCUCAGACAACAAUCUUUCGGGAAGAAUUCCAUCAGGAAGUCAGCUUCAGCUAUUUAACUCUUCCAUGUACGAGGGGAAUGCCGGACUUUGUGGCUUUCCACUCACAAAAAGAUGUGAUGAAACAAGGCCCGAAUCUCAGCCAUCAUCCAAUGGAAAUGAAGAUGACAUCUUCUACGAGAGAUGGUUAUGCGUAAGUGCUACACUCGGUUUCACCACGGCCUUUUGUGGCGUCUGUGUAACUCUACUACUCCCCAGUGAUCAGAGACAUGAAGACUUGUUGAACUUCAGGGAUCAGAUUUAUGUGUUCAUGUCUACUUGCAUUGCUAAAUUGAAGUGCAUAUACAACAAGGAUGCUGGUGGUGUCACUGAUGAUGCGUCUAGUACUUGAGCCGCAGAAGUUGUUUCAACGUAUUGAUGCUGCUAAAGAAUUCAUUCAGAGGCAUUCCCUAUGUGAUGAAUCGUCAUUGGUUGCACAAGAGGAUGUGAUGAAUCGUUAGUAACAGCAGAGUGUUUUAUCACCGCAGUAUCAGAGCUUAGUUGUUGCGUGGAAAUGAGCAAUAAAUUAUCGUAUUGUACAUUUGUACUAGGCAAUAAAACAUUCCUGAGUGUGAGACAUUAUGUAUGCAUAUUCUUUGGGCAUUCAACUGAUUGGACCGGCUGCACGCCUUCUGACAGGUGCAACCUUAUGGAAAUGUAUUUAAUUGAAAUUCUAAAACUUUUUUUUUCA